AAUCGAUCGGUGCAUCGAUCGAUCUCUCUCCGCCAAGAACUAUAUAAGCGACCGCGGCCACACGUAGAUGCCAUACCAUCCAAGAAGAAGCUCGAUCGAUCUCCAUUGAUCCGCUUAGCUAGGCCAGCCAUUUCGUUGGCAAUGGCUGGCGGCUCCGCGCUCCGCGUCGCGGUACUCGCCGCCGUGCUCGUGCUCCCGUUCGCCGGCGUGCCGGCGGCGGCGCAGACCAAGAAGUUCUGCAUCAGCCAGUUCGCCAUCGCCAGCCAGGCGUGCGCCGUCCUGCCUCCCAGCGACCCGCAUCACCACCACCAUGACGACGACGACGACGAUGACGACGACGACGACGACGAGGAUCACCAUGGUGGAGACGAUGAUGACCAUGGUGGCGAUGACGACGACGGCGGUGAUAGUGGAGGCGACGACGGCGGUGACAGCGGAGGCGACGACGGAGGCGGCGGAGACGGAGACCGUCGCCGCCGCAAGUCCAUGGUCACCGUCGACGCCGAGAUAGACAGCGCCGGCGACCAUAGCACCAACGGCACGAUCCGCAGCGGUGGCGGCAACCACACUCGCGGCAGUGGCCGCCGCAGCCGCCGCCGCCGCCGCCGGCACCGUGGUGUGCGUGAAGGGGACGACGACGACGGCGACGACGACGAAGGCGACGACGACGACGGCGAUGACGAUGACGAUGACGACGACGACGACGACGACGACGAGCACCGCGCGUACAGCGACUGCUGCCGGUGGCUGAAGGAGGUGGAUCCGGCGUGCGUGUGCGAGGCGCUGCUCCGCCUGCCGCCAUUCCUCACCAAGCCGCAGCACAAGUACACCGUCAGAGUCGCCAAGAACUGCAAGCUCACCUACAGGUGCGGCGGCUACUAAGCUAGCUACCUAGUGCAUGCAUGUACUACCCAUGCAUUCCAAAGCUGCAAUAUUUCUUCAAGAUUAUGUCACCGGUAAUUAUAGAAUGUAACAACGGGAAAACGAGGAGUUUUCGGCUUAAUUAAUUAGUAGAGCUAGAUGCAUAAUGUGUCAUAGUAUACGUACUGGUGUGUGUAUGUUCCUGAUUAAUACUGUUCGUGUGUACUCUGUAAUGUUGCUAAGAACACGUACUGGUGUAUGAUGCGUCUGAUGAUGAUCAGUGUUGUACACGAGCGUACAUGCAUGCAUGCAACUUGCAUUGCAGACUGAAAGCUUCUGUACUGCGUGCCAUAUAUAAAUAAAUGUGUGUAUUUAUCUUGUAA
This is a messenger RNA of Oryza brachyantha (malo sina), 1244 nucleotides long. RefSeq names its product guanine nucleotide-binding protein-like 3 homolog. Bases 142 to 882 code for a protein of 246 amino acids. The transcript has 2 exons. NCBI's taxonomy places the organism in Eukaryota, Viridiplantae, Streptophyta, Magnoliopsida, Poales, Poaceae. The record is from RefSeq and is a predicted model, not a curated record.